AUGUGGCAGCCGGGGCGGCAUGUGGCAGCCGGGGCGGCAUGUGGCAGCCGGGGCGGCAUGUGGCAGCCUGGGCGGCAUGUGGCAGCCGGGGCGGCAUGUGGCAGCUCGGGCGGCAUGUGGCAGCCGGGGCGGCAUGUGGCAGCCGGGGCGGCAUGUGGCAGCCCGGGCUGCAUGUGGCAGCCGGGGCGGCAUGUGGCAGCCGGGGCGGCAUGUGGCAGCCGGGGCGGCAUGUGGCAGCCGGGGCGGCAUGUGGCAGCCGGGGCGGCAUGUGGCAGCCGGGGCGGCAUGUGGCAGCCCGGGCGGCAUGUGGCAGCCGGGGCGGCAUGUGGCAGCCGGGGCGGCAUGUGGCAGCCGGGGCGGCAUGUGGCAGCCGGGGCGGCAUGUGGCAGCCGGGGCGGCAUGUGGCAGCCGGGGCGGCAUGUGGCAGCCGGGGCGGCAUGUGGCAGCCGGGGCGGCAUGUGGCAGCCGGGGCGGCAUGUGGCAGCCGGGGCGGCAUGUGGCAGCCGGGGCGGCAUGUGGCAGCCGGGGCGGCAUGUGGCAGCCUGGGCGGCAUGUGGCAGCCGGGGCGGCAUGUGGCAGCACCACGGCAUGUCACAGCCGCGGGCAUGUGGCACGCGUAUGGAAUCAUACUCUAUCCAAUAUUUUUCCUUCAUAAACCCCUACGGAUAUUGCAUAGAAACCUUCCAUAUUUUUAUUUACGCGCGUCGGUUUAAGCGCAAAACAUCUUUGUAA
Procambarus clarkii (red swamp crayfish) is the source of this 732-nucleotide messenger RNA. RefSeq names its product spidroin-1-like. Lineage: Eukaryota; Metazoa; Arthropoda; Malacostraca; Decapoda; Cambaridae. The record is from RefSeq and is a predicted model, not a curated record.